AUGCCACCAGCACGAAACAAGUUUGCAGUUGGCCAUUUCAUGAGGACAAAAAAGCAACUUAAGAAUUCUUUGGCCGAGGAAAAAGCCAAGCUAUCGCUAGAAAUAAAGAAUAGUCAACAGCAGAUUCACCGACUUAAGAUAAAGGUAGGAUUUUUCACAACAAUAUGAAUAUAGAAUAUUAUGUUACUUGUAAUUCAUCAUCAUUAAUUUUUUUGACAGUCCAUAUUUAGACUACAUGUAUUUCUCUUGCCUAAAAAUAUGUUAUUGCUUUCGGCAUUGUUUUUAAUAGGGCCUAAUAAAAUUAAAAGCUUUCAUUACUUAGGCUAUAGCAGGUCUAUUGGCAGUUACAGCAUCAGCUGCUUACACAAUAAUAUGUGUAUAUUAAUUCAUGCAUUUAAUACAGCCAGAUAUACAAGGCAGCUCUAAUAUUUUAAUUAUAUAAGGGCAAGUGGUCUUUUGAAGUUUUCAGCUUGAAAAUAUAGUAUGAUUUGGUCAAGGCUGUCUUUAUGCGUCAGGCUUGCCCGGUCUUGACAGAUUCUCAAGAUUUCAUAUUGCUCUGACUUUGUCCUGGUUUCGUGUAAAUGGAACUGUUAAUCCAAGCACAGUAUCUAGUUAGCCGAGCUAAAAUGUCCCAUGCAAAAUCACCAGCAUGGCCAUUUAAAGAAGGCUGACUAACAAGCCAACAGAAAUAUUUUUGAAAUAUUUCUGUCUUUUUUAGUGUCCUCGAAAUGAAUAAAAUAGUUUCAAGGCUGUCCUCUGACUGAAUAUUUUUUUUCAUUAAUGCGAUUUUAAUGUGUUGUUUUGUUCUUACAUUAUUUUCAGGCGACCGCAAUUACCGAAACUAAACAAGAUCUACAGUGUAAAGUACCUUCCAAUGCUAACACAAAAUCUAGCACAGCUAAUGGUACGGUGUAUGCUAAACCCUGAUUUUGAUUGAAUAAAACAGUCAUAAUUAUUAUUGAAUACAACUAAUGUUUAAUCUAAUCUUUACGACAGGUAUGCGUACCAGGUCCCCAACCACAUUAGAAAUUGACGAAAUGGCACCUGUAACACUAAAGCGAAGAAGAACUGAAACAUUUGAUAUGGCUUUAAUGGUUCAUGUGGGACAAAAAGCAAUCCAAAACCAGCAUUUGAUGGUUUAUAUGACACAUUGUCAAAAAGGUGCAAAACAAGUGCCUUAG
This is a messenger RNA of Paramuricea clavata, 1181 nucleotides long. Lineage: Eukaryota; Metazoa; Cnidaria; Anthozoa; Malacalcyonacea; Plexauridae. The record is from the annotation of a GenBank genome assembly.